Molecule: messenger RNA, 1836 nt
Organism: Monodelphis domestica (gray short-tailed opossum)
Lineage: Eukaryota; Metazoa; Chordata; Mammalia; Didelphimorphia; Didelphidae
Gene: LDAF1
Product: lipid droplet assembly factor 1
Source: RefSeq, a predicted model, not a curated record
GCUCAGACGCGUCACCACCGUCCUCGAUGAGCACUAGCUGAAUCUCCCCUGGACUCGUUCCAUCCCAGCUUCUCCACAGGCUCUCGCUGUUUGCAAACCUCGCCAACUCCUCCGCGCACUCUCUUUUCCAGCUUUACGCUCCGCCCGGGGCCGCCCACAGCUCCUCUGAACCGAUGGCUGCUCCAGCUCGGGUGGAGCUCCUUUCUUGGACUCGUAGAAAAGACCCAAGAGAGAAGGGGCGGUGCCGACCAGAGGAGGCGGAUUGGGCGGGGAAGGGGCCGGACAGAAGCCGGGGCCGGCUGUCACCCAGCUCCCGCCCACUACGUGCGUGCGUUUGGCUUCGGCUUCUCUUUUCUUUGCUGCCUCUCCGCUUCCUUUCACGCGCACCCGGGUUGCCCUCCGUUUUCUGCUCCGUUGGCCAACGAGGGUGGGCAGCCGGGUCCGGAACGGCUAGGGUUGCGGAGAGAAUCCAGACCAGCAAGAAGUAAACAGAGACAUGUGAAGUACAGUUGGGUUAUUUUGUUUUCCACCUCUCUGAGGAAGCUUGAGCAGGUAGGAAAGAAGGAUGGUGAAAAUGGAGACCCCCAGUACAUCCAGAGAUUUUCAGGAGCUGCAGAAGAAGCUAGCUUCACUGAUCGAUUCCAUCCAGAGCAACUCCAAGGUGAUUGCUUUUAUGAACUCUGCCAUUGGUCAGUACCUCGAUAAACAUCCUUUCGUUGCUUUAACCUUGCUGAUGUUCCUUAUGGUAUCUGCCAUCCCUGUUGGAUUCUUCCUGCUGCUUGUGGUCCUGAUGUCUCUGGCUGCCUGUGUUGGGGUUAUAUUAGUGGAAGGAGUCGUGAUUUCUAUAGGUGGCCUCACUCUGCUGUGUGUGCUGUGUGGUUUGGGUUUCGUAUCACUAGCCAUGUCCGGGACUCUUAGCGUGUGUUAUGUGGUUCUCUCCAGCCUCACCAACUAUUGGUUCUCUUUCAGCUCACCAAAGCAUCAGCAAAUCCUUGGAAACAAGUGCCCAAUGACUGUCCAGUAUCCUGACUCCACCAGGCAUGAUUGAGUGAAACCAGUGCUUUGUCUUUGGGAAACAUGCUGUGUAUACAACAUUAGAUUAUGGAUUUUUUCAGGGUGCAAGUCUAAUAGGAUAGGUAGGUGAAUACCACUCUAGAAAUAUUCUUUAGUAUUUUCAGGGUUGAUUAUUGCAGGAUUCCUGGGAGAACAGGAUCCUGUAGGAUUCACAGGGUCCUUGGAUUAUUGAUAUCAUGAAGGCUCUGUUAUGGGGCUAUACCCACAGGAGCAGUACUGCCAACUCUGGGACUUGACACAACUCCCUCCCUUUCCCCAGCUCUCUUCCAAAGUAAAAGACUAAAAAACCCCUUCCUGGACAAGGAGGCUGCUACUAUUCUGGAAAAGCCCAAACAUACGUCUUAGGUCUCAACAUCUAAGAGCCCAACUUGUAUAGAUAUGGGUGUUUAUUCCAAGCAGAUUGGCAGAUGGUUUGGUCCUCUUUCAUUUGGAGUCGGGGAAUAGGGAAAGAAAGAAACACUUCAGCCUUAAUUGCUUUAUCAGAAUAAUAACAUUUAGGUAUAUCAAGAACCACUUAUUCAAGACUGAAAUUCUGCUAGUAGAAUUUAGCAUUAAAGGUAUUUCACUAAAAGGAAUAUACUCCAGAUUGCAUGUACUGUUCAUUUUUUUAUGCUUUAUUAAAAACAAAACAACCACUUUUGUGCAUUCUUUUAAUGUAUUGUUUGAAAGUUUGCUCCAUUGAUCCAUUUCCUGGAACAUGUAUGUAAAGGGACAUACUUAAAUUAUUUGUUGUGCUAUUUUAUUAAACAAAAUUCUUAUUUA